GUAUGGCUUGAAUAGCUGUUACCCUGAUGUCGUGGAAAAGAUGAUGUUGAUCCAGUAGGUUUUCGUUGCAACAAACUAUACCAUCGUGAGUAAACGUCAAAAUCGAAGUCGAUUAGUUUAAAAGGUACUUGCUGGCAAGGUUUACCUAUCUAAUUUCUGUAAUGAUCACAUUUUAAUCUGACAUUCCCCUUUCACUAAGCUUUCUUCUUGAUUUUCUCAGACGUUUUUAUAGCUGAUAAUUCCAAAACGGUUGCAUUACUUCCUGGCUUCUGAUUUAUUCUCUUAAUUUGUCACCCUAUUGACCAACAAACACGCAAUACAUUGGCGUCGGAUAACUUGAAUGGCAUCAGCAGCGGUUCAGCCGCACAGAAUGCCCCUUCCUAAGAUGGACAGUCUCAAGUCGCAACACUCAAGGGGAUCAGAAGAGUCUUAUAGUGGCGCAGCAGGAAUAACAGGAGGAAGAGCCUCCAUGUCUGACCUUUCACUGCACGACGAAGACACGAACAACAAUAACAGUUCCAACUCCAACGGAGCACCGAAUUCCUCUACGAGUGGGUCCGGGGGUAAUGCAGCGAAUGCCAAUGGAGCCAAUCGGGAGAUGACGAAAGCAGAAUUAGAACAAGUGGCCUUUGAUGCUUUGGAAAAGGCAUAUACAAAGCCAGUGGCGUUCUCAGUGCGCACCAACAUAGACUACGACGGGACUCAGGACGAGGAAGUGCCCUAUUUAGGCAGGGCCAUCAGCUUCAACAACAAAGACUUCCUGCACAUUAAGGAGAAGUUCAACAAUGACUGGUGGAUUGGGAGGAUUGUGAAGGAGGAGGGAGACAUUGGAUUCAUCCCCUCCCCCGCCCGCAUGGAGGCACUACGCAUGUACCAGUCCCACAAGAGAACCACGGCAAAAGAAGGAAUGACAGGCGAAACGCCCCCUGCCUCAGGAACCGAGGCUGAGAAUGACACGGAUGAUGGAGGCGGCUCCUCCUCUUCAAAGAAGGGACCCCUUGGCAAAAAUGCUCGUAAGGGCACCUUCUUCCGCAGAGGUGAUAAUGUACCUCCCUAUGAUGUUGUUCCCUCCAUGCGACCAGUUGUGCUUAUUGGACCUUCUCUCAAGGGAUACGAGGUGACAGACAUGAUGCAAAAAGCCUUGUUUGACUAUCUGAAGCACAGAUUUGAGGGGCGUAUUGUGAUCACUCGGGUCACCACGGACAUUGCCCUGGCCAAGCGAAGUGUCCUCAACAACCCCUCGAAGAGAGGAGGAGGGGGGCUCAUGGACAAGGGUGCCAGAUCAACAUCCCUCAUGGAAGUGCAAGCUGAAAUAGAGAGGAUCUUUGAGCUGGCCAGGUCUCUUCAGCUGAUAGUGUUGGACUGUGACACCAUCAACCACCCCUCCCAACUGGUGAAGACAUCCCUCGCUCCAAUCAUCGUUCACCUCAAGAUCGCAUCUCCCAAGGGUGGAGCUAACAAGAAGGUGAUGCAGCGUCUGAUCAAAUCCAGAGGCAAGGCCCAGACAAGAUACAUCAACGUGCAACUUGUGGCCGCAGAGAAACUGGCUCAAUGUCCUCCGGAAAUGUUCGAUGUGAUUCUGGAUGAGAAUCAGCUGGACGAUGCAUGUGAGCAUUUGUACGAGUACUUGGAGGCGUACUGGAGGGCCACCCACCCUCCCCCGAUGGUGAAGAGGCCAGAGCCACCCCCACAAGCCACACCAUCCAAGCUUGGGGAGGAGAAGGCGGCCAAAGACAGGGAGAAGGAUAAGGGUGACUCCAAGUCAAAACAGUCCUCCCACAAGGAGCGUAGUAACAAAGAAAGGUCCUCUCAUCAUCACCACAGAAGUCACAACAAUAAUGCAGAUGAUAGAGAGCGAGACAGAGAUCGCGACAGGGAUAGGGACCGGGAUAGGCGAAGCACACGCAGUGGUCAUUCAGGAGGUGGAAGUGAGCAGCCGCGCUCAGACCAUGUGAACAACCAGCAGACCUCAAAGGGAGGCUCCUCCUCUUCCAGGGGCCACCACGCCGCCUCUCACAACCAACACAAUGGAGCCAAUUCUCACUCCUCCCAACAACAAUCCCACCACGACAGUUCUUCCAGGGCCCCAGCUUCAAAAAGACAUCACAACGACCAGGCCAACAGAUUCACGUCACCGGACAGAUCCGAACACGCAGACAGCAGAACAGAUCGCAGAUUCCACCGAGAGUCACGUGACAACUAUGGUGGCACGGGAGGGGUUAAGAGCAGAUCUAAUCACUCCACCUCACAUAGAGACAGGGACGAAGGGGGAGAUGGGCCGCCUCCGCCCAGGGAAAGAAGGACAGGCUUAAGUGGUCAUGCGCGAGGCGAAGUGUCCGGAAGAAACAUGCGGUAUCCGGAAGACGACUACAACACAGACUUUCCACGAACAGCUAAUCCGAGAAACGACUUCGCACCUAGAUCGAAUAACCACGCAAACGACGCCUACGCACCCCGACCUAGAUAGUCAAUAUAAUUACUUAAACAUCACGGAACAGCCCAUCGUGCAUUGACUCCCAGGAAUUUUAACGAUCAAUCGACUGAUCUUGAAUUGGUUGCAAACUAAACGCGACAAUCUGUUUUUUCACGACUUGAUCAUCAAACUUUCACUCCAAACACGGUAUUAAUUUCAAUAAAACAACCAAGCUAACUCACUAGUUUGAAUAAAACUCAACUCAAAAUAUACUUUAUAAAAUAUAAACUUGGGAUUUCACGGUUUAAGUGUGAUUUCAUCCAUCCAUCCAACUUUCUAAACGUUCGUAGUAGAUUGUCUUCUUAUUAGAUAGCCUUUAUGUACAUAGUUGGUUUUUAUCUUAAACUAAACAAUCAAAAUAAUGAAUUUGAAAUAUUUUUGAAUUAUUUUUUGGACAAAAACGUUGAGACUUUGUAUUGCUGCUGUCAAUUAACAACCGCGUCUACAUUAAAUCAUCAUUCCAAACAAGAAAGUAACUAAAGUUUUAUAUAAGUUUUAAUAAGUGAUAAUAUUUUAAAUAGUGUGUAAAACAUGACUAGAUUACAUCCCACCUCGCAUCACUAAACACGUGCUAUUCAAUAACUCGUCCUAUCUACAUCGUGUUUUUUUUUCAAUUGGAUUGGAUGUCACCAAUAUGGCUUAAAUAUUACAUCUCGCGUGAAGAUAAUUAAUAUAAUUAUUUAGUUUCACGUUCACCAUUUGACUUGAGCAAAAUAUUGGGCAUUCCAAAUCAGUUUUGCUGAUCGAAAGGUUUUUCGCAAUAAAUUUUGAUCUAUUUUUGCACCUUAUCAAUCAUGAGCUUGCACAUCUAUCACAUCUUGAGUUUGUUUGUAAAUUGUUAUUUAUUUGAAAACUGCAUUUCUUACUGCUGGCAAAUAUUUUCAUCGCAAUUUUCAGGCGCUAUAAUUCAAAAAAAUUUCAA
Molecule: messenger RNA, 3395 nt
Organism: Symsagittifera roscoffensis
Lineage: Eukaryota; Metazoa; Xenacoelomorpha; Acoela; Convolutidae
Product: voltage-dependent L-type calcium channel subunit beta-3-like
Exons: 15
Coding region: 341-2467 (708 amino acids)
Biological process (GO): calcium ion transmembrane transport
Cellular component (GO): voltage-gated calcium channel complex
Molecular function (GO): protein binding; voltage-gated calcium channel activity
Source: RefSeq, a predicted model, not a curated record